Vitis riparia (riverbank grape) is the source of this 1971-nucleotide messenger RNA. RefSeq names its product laccase-11. Gene Ontology annotation, biological process: lignin catabolic process. Gene Ontology annotation, molecular function: copper ion binding; hydroquinone:oxygen oxidoreductase activity. The coding region runs from base 63 to 1751 and encodes 562 amino acids. Gene Ontology annotation, cellular component: apoplast. NCBI's taxonomy places the organism in Eukaryota, Viridiplantae, Streptophyta, Magnoliopsida, Vitales, Vitaceae. The record is from RefSeq and is a predicted model, not a curated record. The transcript is spliced from 6 exons.
UUGACAUCCAAACAUACACUAGGAAGCACUAUAACCCAAGGAGGAUCACUUUUCAAAGAAAAAUGGAGGUGCAUUGUUGUUGGUACCAGGGGUCGCUCUUUCUCUUCUGUUUUUUUCUUGGGUUCCUUUGCUUUCCAGCUGAUGCAGCAGUAAAGAAGUAUCAGUUUGAUAUUCAAGUGAAGAAUGUGAGCAGGCUCUGCCAUGCCAAACCAAUUGUUACAGUAAAUGGGUUGUUCCCAGGACCUACCAUUUAUGUCAGAGAAGGAGAUCAAGUCCUCGUCAAUGUCACCAACCAUGCGCAAUAUAACAUUUCCAUUCAUUGGCAUGGCUUGAAACAAUUCCGUAAUGGUUGGGCUGAUGGACCGGCUUAUAUAACACAGUGUCCCAUCAAAACGGGGCACAGCUACACGUACAACUUUCAAGUCUCGGGUCAGCGAGGAACGUUAUGGUGGCAUGCACACAUUUUAUGGCUAAGAGCAACAGUUUAUGGCGCCAUUGUCAUCAUGCCUAAACAAGGAACUCCAUUUCCAUUCCCUCAACCUUAUUUUGAGGCUAAUAUAGUCCUAGGAGAAUGGUGGAAUUCAGAUGUUGAAACAAUUGUUAAUCAAGCUAAUAAAUUGGGGUUGCCACCUCCUAUGUCAGAUGCUCAUACUAUUAAUGGAAAACCAGGGCCACUCUUCCCAUGCUCUGAGAAGCAUACAUUUGCCAUGGAGGUUGAGUCAGGUAAAACCUACCUCCUAAGGAUCGUCAAUGCUGCACUCAAUGACGAGCUCUUCUUCGCAAUUGCUGGUCAUAAUAUGACAGUGGUAGAGAUUGAUGCAGUCUACACCAAGCCCUUCACAACCCAAGCUCUCCUAAUUGCACCUGGCCAAACUACAAAUGUGCUGGUUAAAGCUGACCAAUCUCCAAGUCGAUACUUCAUGGCAGCCAGGCCUUUCAUGGAUGCGCCAGUCCCCGUGGACAACAAGACUGCUACUGCAAUUUUGCAAUACAAAGGCAUCCCAAACACAGUUCUCCCAACCUUGCCCCAGCUGCCUGCUCCUAAUGACACCGACUUUGCAUUGAGCUACAACAGUAAGCUAAAGAGUUUAAACACCCCACAAUUCCCUGCAAAUGUCCCCCUUCAAGUUGAUCGCCAUCUCUUUUACACCAUUGGUCUAGGACAAAACCCAUGCCCCACUUGCCAAAAUGGAACACAACUCGCUGCUUCACUGAACAAUAUAACCUUUGUGAUGCCUAAAGUUGCGCUUCUGCAAGCUCAUUAUUUCAAUAUUAAGGGAGUUUUUAGAACUGACUUCCCAGACCGCCCUCUUGCUCCAUUCAAUUACACAGGCGCACCACUUACUGCUAAUCUCGGCACUUCCUUAGGCACAAGGCUCAGUAAGUUGGCUUUCAAUUCAACCAUUGAAUUGGUAUUACAAGACACUAAUCUCCUGACCGUUGAGUCCCAUCCUUUUCAUCUUCAUGGUUACAACUUCUUCGUUGUGGGGAAUGGGAUCGGAAAUUUUGAUCCCAAGAAAGACCCAGCUAAAUUCAACUUGAUUGAUCCCCCAGAGAGAAAUACAGUUGGUGUCCCCACUGGAGGUUGGACAGCUAUCAGGUUCAGAGCUGAUAAUCCAGGUGUUUGGUUCAUGCACUGUCAUUUAGAACUCCACACCAUGUGGGGGUUAAAGAUGGCUUUUGUGGUUGAGAAUGGAAAGUCGCCUGAAGAAUCUGUUCUACCACCACCAAAAGACCUUCCACCCUGCUAGAUGUUGCUUAACAAAGAAGAAAUCUUGACUGUCACUUGGGGAGCUUCAGUUUCUUCUAUAUGCCUCCCUUUUUCUAUUCUCCUGCAAAAGCUGCAGUAAUUCUUUGAGUAUGAGAAUCCAUAAUUUAAAUGAAUUGCUUUAUGAUUGUUUAGAGGUCUAGAUGAGACCUUUAUAUGUCAAUAAACCUCUAUCAAGGAAAUCGUCUUUUGAUUCACUAACA